AUGACAGCCUUCAUGGGCCUUGCGCGUAGGCAGCCCAUCAUCAUUGACACAGACCUAUUUGGCGACGUUGAUGACGCUAGUGCUUUGGCCGUGGCCAAUGUCCUCCACAACUGCGGCCUUGCGGACCUCAGGGGUGUUGCAAUCAACACGCACUCAAAAUACGGUGCGCCGGCAGCCAGUGCCAUUUGCUCGUACUUUGGGAACAGUCAUGUCGCGAUCAGUGCUAUUCGUCCCCUGACGAAUGAAACGUUCUUCGACGACUGGCAGUACUUACGAGGCGAGUAUGCCAGCAAAGUAGCAUAUAAUUGGCCUGGCGCGGUCAAAGACGCUUUCCAGACCAACACUCCUGUGAGCAUGUACAGGUCGAUUCUCGCUGCUGCCGACAGCCACAGCCUGCAUAUCAUCUCCAUUGGAUUCCUCACCAAUCUCGCCGACGUACUUCGAUCGACGGCCGAUUCAAUCAGCCCACUCUCAGGCACACAACUGCUAGAGGCCAAGGUCAGCGAGCUGAUCGUGAUGGGUGGACAGUACCCUUCAGGCUGGGAGUACAACUUCGGAGGUGGUGAUCCUGAGAGCACUGCGUACGUGCUUGCCAACUGGCCUCGAUCCGUAUCAAUCACUUUCUCGGGAAACGAGCUCGGCGGCAACAUCUAUUCUGGUCGUGAAGUCCUCGAGAGAGCUCCGGCAGACUCGCCCGUGCUUGCAGCUUACGAAUGGUACGUUACUCGCGGAUCCGUCACUCGCGAGACUUGGGACCCGGUUACCACUCUAUACGGGAUCGUGGGGAUGAGAGGAUUUCAGAAGCUUGGGGUGGCUCCUCUUCUACGAUAUGGAAACCGAUUUGGAUACAACAAGAUCGUUUCCAGCAAUGGAUCGAAUGCGUGGAUAAACGACACCAGCGUCAGGAACCAGCACUGGUUGGAGUUGGGCUACGGCGUCCAAAACACAACCAUGGCGGACCUGAUCAACAACUUUCUUGUCCACCCUCCUUCUGUGCGGAUAUGCCUGGUCUAG
This is a messenger RNA of Zasmidium cellare ATCC 36951, 1014 nucleotides long. RefSeq lists its product as uncharacterized. The record is from RefSeq and is a predicted model, not a curated record. Gene Ontology annotation, molecular function: hydrolase activity, hydrolyzing N-glycosyl compounds. The transcript has 4 exons. Lineage: Eukaryota; Fungi; Ascomycota; Dothideomycetes; Mycosphaerellales; Mycosphaerellaceae. The coding region runs from base 1 to 1014 and encodes 337 amino acids.